AUGAAUUCCGUCACUAUGGCUGCUGUUGCCCGCUCAAGGGACUGCAUCGGCAGUUCAAAUGCCAGUCAAUCGCUCUCUAUGAUUCUUAACUCUCGUUCAUCUUCGCGCUCCUCGUCGCGCCCCGGCGUGCCUCGCCGACCUGCAAAAUUCCUCGGGCCGCUUUACCAUGGCCUCUUAAUUAUAAUGCUUAUUCUUUGUUUCUCGCCAAUAUCGACACUGGCGCAAACAACAACCGGCAUAUCAGAUUUUACCCCGGAUGGCCCCCGAUCGGCAUUGGGGCAUAGUGGAGAGAUCCACGUAGUCGAUCGUGCCGAAGGAUUGUCGACACACCAGCCCCGAGACAACUCACAAACCGGUGAAGAUGAUUGUGACGGGUUAGUGGAAUCCCAAGGUUUUGAUCUCAAGGGUGGCUCCUUGCUUCAACGAAGCAUUGCGACUGCCGUCAACUCGACCUCUAGCGAGCUGCCCUCCGCGUUCGACACCCUUUCCAAUAACUUCGCCAACGCUACCUGCGUCGCCUUCUUUAAUAACUUCCGCUCUAACUCGUCAUUCACCGACUGCCAUGCAGUAUCGCUUCUUCUCAGCAACUCAAACUCGUUCUUCCAUACGUUGACCUCCGCCGUGUCCACCUCUCAUGUGCUCGACGUUGCAUGCUCGCAAUCGGUCGACAAGUGUUCAUCGGUCAUGAAGUUAUUAGCCAAAGAAAUGCUUCAAGAUGACAAUUGUGGCCAGGAUUAUGAGUCGAACAACGGACUUGUUCAGAGCGUAUAUAAGGAGUUCAUGGCAUAUGAACCCAUGUACCGCGCCUCCUGUCUGACCAACCCGGACACCAAGGACUAUUGCUUUGUCGACGCUGCUACCAAUACGUCGGCCCCGAAUGAUUACAAUGUUUAUUUCAUCCCCAUUGGUAGCACUUUGAGUUCGUCGGGAAAUCUCACCUGCAACGAAUGCUUGCAGGCCACUAUGAAAAUCUUCGCCCAUUGGGCCACCGUCGAUGACCAGUCUCUCGACACCACUUACCUACCGUCUGCUAAAGCUGUCAAUGGUCAAUGUGGCUCCAAUUUCGCCACCACCAAUGUCACUGUUGGCUCUACCAAGGUGACUACCGGUGCAGGACAGUCGAUGCAACUACCGGAUUUCCGGCUCAUUGCUUCAAUAUCUGUCAUCGUCCUCGGGACCACGAUCGCGGGAUUAUUUUGA
Penicillium brasilianum is the source of this 1200-nucleotide messenger RNA. NCBI's taxonomy places the organism in Eukaryota, Fungi, Ascomycota, Eurotiomycetes, Eurotiales, Aspergillaceae. The record is from the annotation of a GenBank genome assembly.